Messenger RNA from Poecilia latipinna (sailfin molly), 2289 nucleotides. It is a transcript of the gene mef2b, whose product is annotated as myocyte enhancer factor 2b. The coding region runs from base 588 to 1865 and encodes 425 amino acids. NCBI's taxonomy places the organism in Eukaryota, Metazoa, Chordata, Actinopteri, Cyprinodontiformes, Poeciliidae. The transcript is spliced from 8 exons. The record is from RefSeq and is a predicted model, not a curated record. Gene Ontology annotation, biological process: heart development; positive regulation of transcription by RNA polymerase II; cell differentiation. Gene Ontology annotation, molecular function: histone deacetylase binding; RNA polymerase II cis-regulatory region sequence-specific DNA binding; DNA-binding transcription factor activity, RNA polymerase II-specific.
CUGUAAAAUAUUAAGGUAUGCAUUUUUUGUAUUUCGGUUUUAUAUAGCCAGAAAUAGGCUGAGUUAACUCCGUCAGGAGUCAUGAUGUAGUAAGUGUUGAACUGAAAUAUCUGCAUUCACGUAAGAAUAGAACAACAUAGAAAUAUCCUUUAUGCUUAUAUGUUUUUUAUUUAUCAGGAUUUUUGCCUAAAUGGCACACAAGAUACCACCCGAAAAGAUCUUGUGUUUCUAGUUGCCUUCAGGAGUCACCUGCUCAAUAAAAAGAGUCCAGAUGUUUUUACUUUUAUUUUUAAAAUAUAAACACUGCGGUCAUAAAUUUAUUAGAGAACAUUAUUGAACAAAAAUGUAUUAGUGACAGAUCACACAUCCAGCUUUUAUUUAAAAGUGGCGAGACAAAAGCAUUCAGUGGAAGACAGCCGUCAGAAGUGCCAUUUGCAGUUUCCAGAAAAACGUAAAUGAUGGGACAUGGUGGUGGCAGCAUCAGGGUAUGGGGAUGCUUUUCUUUUACCUUGAAAGGGAAGCUGGUAGGUUUGUGACAAAAAUGCAAAAAAAAAAACAAAAAAAAAAGUUAAAAGUCCCAUAAUAAAAUGUCAUUUGUUUUCAGAGUCGUGGGAGAAGACAUGGGGAGAAAGAAAAUCCAGAUUUCUCGUAUUCUUGACCAGAGAAACAGACAGGUGACCUUCACUAAGCGUAAGUUUGGCCUGAUGAAGAAGGCGUACGAGCUGAGCGUGCUCUGUGACUGCGAAAUCGCCCUCAUCAUCUUCAACAGCACCAACCGUCUGUUCCAGUACGCCAGCACCGACAUGGACAAAGUUCUGCUGAAAUACACAGAGUACAGCGAGCCGCAUGAGAGUCGCACCAACACCGACAUAUUGGAGACGCUGCGCAGGAAAGGCCACGGCCUGGACGGCUCCGAGCUCGAAAGCGAGGAGAGCGCGCAGGCGGCGGCCGACAAGUAUCCCGGCAGCGACAGCAUGGACCUGUCUGUUGCUCGCCAGCGCUUCUGUCCUCCCUCUCUUCUGUCACCGGAGACUCAGUUCCUCGUGUCCGCCGGGUGUGAGAACGGUUUCCCCAACUCUUCGGCGCCCGUCGCAGCGUCCCACCGACCCCCCGGGUUUAAAGCUCUGAGCUCUCGUCCGAGUUCUGCGAGUCCAGCAGGGCCGCACGCAGCGUUCAUGUCCCCACAUCCAGGCAUCGGCUACUCCGUGUUCUCCCACGGCAACCUGAACCGAGCUCUGGACAUGAAAAGCCCUCCUCCACUGAGCCUGGGCAGCGAAAACCUGCGGGCAGACACUGCUAAUCAGGCCAUGGGGGCCACAAGAGUAAACCACAACUCUGCUAGGAGUCUGCUGUACCAGGGCCUGCACAGCAGCAGCUCGAUGGUGGCGAUGGGUAAAGCGGGUCUCCUGAGUCACAGUUUGGGGGGCUAUGGGCUUCCCCCUGCUGGAGCCUCUGAGUACAGCCAGCCUGGUUUCUUUCACUCUGUCAGCUUACAGCGAGGACCGGUGAAUCCCUGGCAGCAUGAGUCUCAGAGUCCUCAUAUCAGCUCAGGGAUGUCCAGCGGGGGGUGCUCCUUCCCACCCCAGUCUUGCUCCUCCAACUCCUCUCACCUUGCCUCCUUGAACCUCAGCAUCAAAUCGGAGCGAAGCUCGCCUGACCACAUGUGCUCUCCGUCCUCUCCUCGUCUGCACCACCUCCGGCAGCAUUCGCCCACGGGCAACGACGACGUGGCACGCCACAGCCCUCCGGAAGCCCACCCGGCCAACAGGACGAAGGAGCUUCCCAAAGCCGGCUACCCGCAGGACGGAGAGGAGCGAGGGCAGCCUGUCAGGCAGCUGGAGAUGAGCGACGGCUGGCAGAGAUAGCCAGCUGCCACCGCCUCCCGCUCAACGGCUGCCAACAAAACCCGACGGGGUCGAGAUGUUUUCUAGAGCGUCCCCCACCGACCCCGUUGGGGACGUCUCGUCUCGCAGAGCUGGGCUCUCCAGGGUGGGAAAGAAAUCCUCCCUUCAAGUCACUCGCUUGAUCCCACGAGGCGAUAGACGCAUACGGACUUUCUUCUUUUGAUUUAGAUUUUUCUGUGCUGAAACAAAAUACAGUUUGAUUAUGUUUUUUUUUGUUUGUUUGUUUUGCAGCUUUGGGAAAAUAGUUAAAGACUAGCUGAGUUUUCCCAGAAGUUUCAAGGUUUCUGAAAGUACAUUUGGCCUUUAAAACAGCAUCUCUUCCGAGUCCGGACUGAAACAAGACAUGAAGCACCAGUUUUAAAAACUAUGAAUAAACAUUGAAAUU